AUGGAGUUCUCAACCCUAGAAGCACGCCUUGCAACCUUCGAACCUCCUUCGAAACGAUCAAAGCUAGGAUGGCCUCACAAAACCCCCACCGCCGAAGACCUAGCGAAAGCAGGUUUCUACUACAAACCAUUACCCACCAGCAAUGAUAACGCCAUGUGCUACCUGUGCGAUAGGUCACUCGAUGGCUGGGAGGCCGAUGAUGAUCCGAUUCAAGAGCAUGUGACACAUUCUAGUGACUGCGGCUGGGCAAUCCUGAUGAGCCUUGGACAAGACACCACUACAGAUGUAAAUACAAUGGAAGACCCUACAGGACAGCUGUAUGUAGACGCUAGAAGAGCCACCUUUUCGAUAGGUUGGCCCCAUGAAUCUAAGCGCGGAUGGACCUGCAAGAUAGAAAAGAUGGUUGAGGCUGGCUGGCACUAUGCACCAACGACCGAAAGCGAUGACUUUGUGAGCUGUAUCCACUGCAAGUUGUCGCUUGACGGCUGGGAGCCCAAAGACAAUCCGUUCAACGAGCACUACCGCAGAUCUCCCGACUGCCCUUUUUUCCAUUUCGCAGGCACAACGGCACCCAUAAAGCGCCCCCGAGCAAAGAAAGGUCGCGCAUCCAAAUCCUCCCGAGCAUCAAAGGCCUCCACUAGAUUAUCGACUCAGUCUGUCAAUGCAACAGUGCUUUCCGACGCUCCAAGCUUGAACAACAUUCCAGAUCUUGACGAGUCGAUAGACACUAGCGGUGUCUCAAUUCAAUCCGUGAUGUCGACUGCUUCUACAGCGACCACAAAAGGAAAGAGAAAAGCGACAGGAAAGCCAAAAGCGACGAAGGCGAAACGAACUAAAACAACCAGAGCCACGAAGGCCAAGAGACAACAAGCCGAGCUUGAAGAGACACAAGAGCCACAAGAGCAGACCAUUCCAGAACAAUCUCAAUCAAAACAAUCAGAAGAGAGGCCAGCUGCAGAGGUUGAGCUGGAACAAGCUAUCACAAUCCCACCGCAAUCACUACCUAGCCCAGUUACCACUCCUCGUGUUGAUGUAGAAUAUCCAAGCAUGCCCCGAAGUCCAGGGAUUGGCGAUAUUCCAACGCGACUCAGCCCGGUGGAGCCGCCUCCAGGGAAAUCACCUACACCUGCCAGACUCGGAACACGGAUAUCGCCAACCAGGUCUGCAGCGACACCUCUAAGGACAAGCAGGUCGCGAAUUGUAGUGAGCCCGUCGUCACCAUCAGAUAUUGAAAAUGCUCCACCAAGUUCACGACCAGCGUCUAUUCGACCUCCCCCUCCACAAACGGUUCCAGUUGCGUUUUCUUCCCCAGGAGAGCCAACCACGACCUGGGAACCUCUUGAUAUUGAAAUGUUAUUAGAACCAAGCACCCCCCAACCAGCCGAUUUAUUCGCCCUUGGCGGUGGGACCUUGAGUGACAAAGAGACCAAUAUGACUGUGCAAGAAUGGAUAGAAUUCGUUGCAGGUGAAGCGGAGCGAGGUCUCAGGAACGAAGCUGAGCGAGUGGUUGGUGUCUUUGAGCGUGAAGGGCAGAGAGCCAUGGGCGUUUUGGAAGCAAUUGUGUGCGUCUAA
Exophiala aquamarina CBS 119918 is the source of this 1572-nucleotide messenger RNA. RefSeq lists its product as uncharacterized. The record is from RefSeq and is a predicted model, not a curated record. Lineage: Eukaryota; Fungi; Ascomycota; Eurotiomycetes; Chaetothyriales; Herpotrichiellaceae. The transcript has a single exon. The coding region runs from base 1 to 1572 and encodes 523 amino acids.